AUGAUGUCACGGUUGCUGAAGCGCCAGGAGCGCAUGAUCAAGAACCGCAUGUCCGCCUGCCUGUCGCGCAAGAAGAAAAAGGACCAGUUCUCGGAGAUGGAGAAUCAGCAGCUGCACCGGCGCCUGGCGCAGCUGCAGGUGGAGGUGGAUAUGCUACGUGGCCUGCAGACGCCCGCCUCGCCGCCGCCCUCGCCGCGCCGCCCGCUCCUGCUGCUCUCCGUGCUGCUGAUCGCCUCGCUCAACCUGGCGCCCAUCAGCUCGCUGCUCUCCGGACCGCUGCCGCCUCCGUUUGAUCCAUCGGAGGGGGACCGGACGGCGGAGACGGCGCCCGGCAGGACGCUGCUCUGGGCACCGGCCGACCCGCCAACGGAAGACACCGGCGACGCCACCAACUCGUCUGGAGGUGCCAACUGCAGCCCACACGUCAGCCAGCUGGAGGCCAGGAGGCUGUCCAAGGUGCUGCGGAGCUGGUUCGAGCGGUUCCAUCUGCCUACCGCGCCGGGCCUGGACCCUGUGGCCGACCGGCACGGCUACCCGACCUUCCGCACGGCCGGCAACACCAGCGGCCGACCCAGCCGGCGCGAGAGGUGGCAGCAGGCUGCUCACCCAGCGGGCAGACCCGCGGCCUUCAUGGAGGCGUGGCGGCACGGGCUCCGGAGCGGCACCUGGACAUGA
Pollicipes pollicipes is the source of this 675-nucleotide messenger RNA. RefSeq names its product cyclic AMP-dependent transcription factor ATF-6 beta-like. Lineage: Eukaryota; Metazoa; Arthropoda; Thecostraca; Pollicipedomorpha; Pollicipedidae. Gene Ontology annotation, biological process: regulation of transcription by RNA polymerase II; endoplasmic reticulum unfolded protein response. Bases 1 to 675 code for a protein of 224 amino acids. The transcript has 8 exons. Gene Ontology annotation, cellular component: nucleus. The record is from RefSeq and is a predicted model, not a curated record. Gene Ontology annotation, molecular function: RNA polymerase II cis-regulatory region sequence-specific DNA binding; DNA-binding transcription factor activity, RNA polymerase II-specific.